Messenger RNA from Andrographis paniculata, 2751 nucleotides. Its product is annotated as putative late blight resistance protein homolog R1B-17. Lineage: Eukaryota; Viridiplantae; Streptophyta; Magnoliopsida; Lamiales; Acanthaceae. Bases 1 to 2751 code for a protein of 916 amino acids. The record is from RefSeq and is a predicted model, not a curated record. The transcript has a single exon. Gene Ontology annotation, biological process: defense response to other organism. Gene Ontology annotation, molecular function: ADP binding.
AUGGCUGCUUAUGCUUCUUUGGCUCCUUUAGGCACGUCGCUGCAUCAUCUUCUAAAUUCUUCUCAAAUUCAACUUCAACCUUCGAUCGAAAACCUCCUACAAUCCGCGUACGAUGAAAUUGUCUCCUUACAAAAAGUUGUCGAGGAUUUUGAUCCAUUGAAAGUAAGCGCCAACGGCAGCGAGAGAGCGAAGGCAUUGGAUAGAUGUAUAAAAGAGACGGUCGACAAGUUUGAAGAUGCACUUGAACCCCAAUUAUCGACUCAAUAUCUUAAGCAAAUCAAAGAGUUGGAUCAAAAUCGCACGCAAGAAUUCAUACUUGACCUCGGGGAGGUGGAGCAAGAGAUUGUGUCUUUUAUCGAAAUUUUGAUGAAGUUAAAGGAGGAGUAUUUUGAAAACAUGAAUUUGAAUGUUAAUGAAAUGUCUUAUCCAAGAAAAUCCGGUGAAAGCGUGGAGGAUUCCGAAGAGGCCAUUGAUUACUUACGAAAAAAGUAUCGUGAAGAAAACAACUCAGGGAAGGAGGUCGAGGAAGUGGAAGAUGUUGAGUAUGACGAAGAAUUUUGGCGAUCAACGAGUAACUACCAAAUGGUUGGAUUAGUCGAUAAAUUUGUUGAACUAAGGUCUUUGGUUGUAAGAAGCUCGUAUGCGAUUAUAAGCGUAGUUGGCAUGGCUGGUAUUGGUAAGACUACUCUGGUUAAACAACUUUUUAACGAUCCAUUGAUUUUGAAUCAUUUCAAGUAUCGCGCUUUUGUCUCGAUAGGACAAAAGUAUGAGUCGAAGCAAGUGAUAAUAGAUGUAUUGUCUCAAAUAGAGAAUCAUGACAUUGAAAUGUUGCGAAGUUUAUCGGAGAAAAAAUUGUACGAGUAUAUGCAAAGAACUCUAGAAGACAAGAGGUAUUUACUCGUACUAGACGAUGUGUGGGACACUCAAUUAUGUGUCGAAUUAAGCCUAUACGGAGGGGAAAAAUGUCGAGUCCUCUUAACAUCAAGGGUGGAAAGUGUUUACGGUUCAAUCACAACAAACUUUUAUACGCGUUUCCUUAAUGAAGAAGAGAGUUGGUUCUUACUUCGCGAGAAAGUUUUUGGUAAAGAUUCUUCGUGCCCUUCGAAGCUCGUGGAAGUUGGUAAGAAGAUAGCCAAGAAUUGCGAAGGGCUCCCUUUAGCUAUUAUUGGCGUCGCCAAACUCUUACCCGAAGGCGAGAAGACGGUAGAGUAUUGGAACAAGGUAUCCGAAGACGAGAAUCCUCUUUCGAUUGGUAUGGAUGAGCAAAAACCUAUGUUCGAUACAUUGUAUUCGAGUUAUCAUCCGUUGUCCCAAUGCUUAAAAUCUCUCUUUUUGUACAUGGGAGUUUUUCCGCGAAAGCAUGAGAUCGUCGCCUCGAAGUUAAUCUUGCUAUGGGAGGCGGAGGGCUUUGUCCAAACACGAUUAAUCGACAAUGGUUGGGAACAAAUCUUCUUCACGACGUGUUUGGAAGAGCUCGUGUCGCAAAAUGUUGUUUUGAUUGUCGAGACGACCUUGGAAGGUAAGAUCAAAACUUGCAAGCUCCAUUCUGUGUUUUGGCAUCUUUGCAUCGGCGAAGCGAGGAAGGAAAAUCUUUUCCGGAUUGUUCGAGGAUAUUCAAGCGAUUCAUUCGCCGAAUGGAUAAAAGGCCAACGACGAUUGUGCGUUCAAAACAACACCUUGUUCGGGAUUAGAGAUUCGUACGAGUCGAUAUCAUCUCUUUCGAACGCGCGCUCGCUUCUUUGCACCGGCGCGCGCCAUGAUUAUCCGGUGCCUAUGUGUUUCGACAUGAUGUUGCUCCGAGUGCUCGAUGCUCUUACAAUCCGUUUCUACGUGUUCCCCUACGACGUCGUGAAACUAGUCCUAUUAAGGUAUCUUGCAUUCACUUACACCGGAAUUCUCCAUUCAUCGAUAUCCAAGCUUUGGAAUCUUCGAUUCUUGAUCAUCCGGCGACAUCUAUGCAUCAUAUCGCCUAAACAUCCGUUACAUUUGCCGAUAGAGAUUUGGAACAUGAAAGAACUUAGGCAUCUUCACAUCACCGGAGCUAUUCUACCCGAGCCUUACGUAGGCGCCAUCCUACCGAAACUAACAACAAUUUUGGACAUCAAUGCUCGGAGUCUUACACCAAAAGUUGUCGAUGCCAUUCCAAAUGUCGAAAAUUUAGGAAUUGAGAUCGACUCAUCGACAGAUGAUCCAUUUGCUUUCUUCAACCAUGUUUCUCGACUCGAUAAAUUGACAACCCUCGAAUGCUCCAUUCUCAAUCCGAAGCCCAAGUCGCAAACUAUCGCUCCCCCUUCUCCGGCAGGGAUAUUUCCUCUGAUGCUUAGAAAGCUAACCUUAAGUGGAUUUGGAUAUCCAUGGAAGUACAUGAAGGAGAUUGGCAAGUUAAAGUUUUUGGAAGUUCUCAAGCUACGAAACUACGCCUUCCAAGGCGUCGAGUGGGAAGCGAAUCGUUGGGAUAAUCCGAAUCUAAAGUUUCUAAGUCUCGAAGAUCUCGACUUGGUGCAUUGGAGACUCGGUCCCUUGUCGUUUUGUCGGCUCGUGAAUGUUAUGAUCAGCCAUUGCUACAAACUAGAGGAGAUCCCGAAGGAGCUCGGAUUUAGUUCUUCGCGAGUCGAAGCGAUCAAGCUAGUCGAGGUUAAACCUUCUGUUGUAAUGUCCGCUAAGGAAGUUCUCCGGCGACGAAACAGAGGAAAUGUCGAAAGAAUGCAGCUUGAAGUCGAUUGUUCGUGGGAAGAAGAUCUGCCUACCUAA